AUGUAAUACAAGUUACUAGUAUCCAUACACUAAAUGAAAUAAUACUAGUACGAAUAGAUAACAGAUCUUAAAGAAUGUGGCCUGAAACAGCAGCCACGAUUUUAUUCUACAAAAUUGUAUAAAUAAGAACAACUUUAAUGUUCGUAGUGAAAAAGCAUAAAAACAGAACGGAGUUGAUCAUGGAGAGUGAAAAUGGCAGAAUGAGUAUACUGAUGUUACCACAUUUAGCCUAUGGUCACAUCUGUCCCUUCUUAGAACUAGCUAAACAGCUCGGAAAAAGAAGUUUCAUAAUUUAUAUUUGUUCUACGCCUAUCAACCUUGCUUCAAUCAAGAACAGAGUGCAUCAAAAUGAUCAUAUUCGACUAGUUGAGUUUGAUCUUCCUGCUUCUGCAGAAUUACCUCCUCAUUAUCAUUCCACAAAGGGCCUCCCAACCAACCUCAUCCCGAUCCUUGAACAAGCUUUCGAGAUGGCAGCUCCAAUUUUCAUUGAAAUCCUCAAAGUCAUUAAACCGGAUUUGAUUAUGUAUGAUUUCAAGCCUUCUUGGCCUGCAGAGGUUGCUCUGUCUCUGAAUAUUCCAGCUGUUUAUUUUACAGUCAAUGCCGCAGCAGCCUCUUGUGUAGUUGUACAUCUAUACAAAAGGGCUGGGGAAAAAUUCCCCUUCCCAGAGAUUGCUUUGUUUUCAGCUGCCCCGCCUAAUUUUCCUGAAUCUGUACUCAAGACUAUUAGGGAAAUUGCGUUAUGCUCUGAACGGUCAAGCAACCUUGUUUUGAUUAAGAGUUUUAGAGAGGCUGAAGGAAAAUAUAUUGAUCUUCUAUCAGAUCUGGUUCAGAAAACUUUGAUUCCUGUCGGUCCACUUGUUCAUGAUGCACCCGAAAAUGAAGAUGAUGACACGAAGAAUAUCAUGAAAUGGCUAGACAAGAAACAAAAAUCUUCGGUGCUUUUUGUGUGCUUUGGGAGCGAGAACUAUCUAUCUGCAGAAGAAGCGAUAGAGAUGUCAAAUGCAUUAGAGAUAACCAAGUGUGAUUUCAUAUGGUCUGUGAGGUCUCCACAAGGAGAGGAAACAAAAUGUCUAGAACUCCCAGAGGGAUUUAUUGAAAAGAUAGGGGAUUCAGGAUUGAUUCUGGAGGGGUGGGCGCCACAGACGACGAUUUUGGGACAUUCAAGCAUUGCUGGCUUCCUCAGUCAUUGCGGAUGGAGUUCUGUGAAUGAGAGCAUGAAAUUUGGUGUGCCUAUUAUUGCAAUGCCCAUAAGAGGGGAUCAGCUUACGAAUGCCAAGCUUGUGGUGGAGAUUGGGAUUGGUAUGGCGAUAGCGAGGAACAAUGAAGGCAAGUAUAAGAGAGAGGAGAUUGCUGAUGUUAUAAGGAAGGUUUUGACAGAAGAAAGUGAAGAAGGUGCAAGGGGGAAAGCUAGAGAAUUGAAGUUGAAAAUAGAGGAGAAAGGAGAGAAUGAUUUGGACAAGGCAGCUGCGGAAUUGAAGCAAGUUUGCAGCAAGAAUAUGCAAGCAUACUAGUAGAUUGUAGUGUCAAGUGUGUACUACAAGUUGAUAAGAUAGGCAUGUGAAAAUUACAGUUUAAUCAUCAAUGUUGCUUCUGUAGUCUCAGAAAUUCUUAUCUUACAUGCAUUUUUAGCUUGAA
Molecule: messenger RNA, 1635 nt
Organism: Daucus carota subsp. sativus
Lineage: Eukaryota; Viridiplantae; Streptophyta; Magnoliopsida; Apiales; Apiaceae
Product: UDP-glucosyltransferase 29-like
Exons: 1
Coding region: 138-1511 (457 amino acids)
Molecular function (GO): UDP-glycosyltransferase activity
Source: RefSeq, a predicted model, not a curated record